Molecule: messenger RNA, 2436 nt
Organism: Linnemannia hyalina
Lineage: Eukaryota; Fungi; Mortierellomycota; Mortierellomycetes; Mortierellales; Mortierellaceae
Source: the annotation of a GenBank genome assembly
AUGCUGUCUGAGCAAGGCCAACAACAGUCGUUCGAUCCCGUGUCCGACUACAGCCCCACCAUGCUCCACCAGCAACAGCACUUUGCAACGGGCCACCAACAGCAGCACCAACACCAAAAGCAACAGCAACCUCAACAGCAGUUCCAUCGCUCCGCUCGACCUGCAUCUGAAAUCCUGCCUCAGAAUCACCAUCACCCUUUUCUUGGCAACAACUUCCAGUCCCCCGAAGCGGAGGCGAUCGACAAGUGGUUCGAGGACUUGUCCCACUACGAACAAACCCUCGAGGACAUGGCUGUCGUCUCACUCGACACCGUCUUCAAGGAGGAACUCUCAACCAUCGAGUCUUGGUUCAGGAACAGGCUGGAGGCAGAGAGGACAGCUGCGCUGUACUCACUCCUUCAGCACUCUUCGCAGGUCCAGAUCCGUUUUUUCAUCACCGUCCUCCAACAGAUGGCCAAGAAGGACCCCGUAGGCGCACUCCUCUCUCCUACGCACACUGAGAAAGGCAAGUAUCCAGUGCAGAAUCAACUGCAUGGUGCCAUGGCCAAAGCUGAGAUGGAAGUGAGUCAGCGACUCUUGAACGUCCUCCCUAUCCAGCCUCCCGCCCCUCUGGACCGCCCUACAGCCCAUCGUCGACUCUACGAUCGCCACUCUGUCACCAUUGGCGAAAGCGAGGAAUACAACAGGAUGUUUAGACAAAACGGAAAGAGGAACAGCAUUGACUUCUUGGGUCGCACCGCCAAUAGCAGCAGUGCAGCUGCAAACAACGCCAGCAACAACCCCGCCAGCAGCAGCACUGGAAACCCUAAUGGCCAUGCCAAUGGUGUGAUCGGAAGCGCCGCAUUGUCUGAAUCCAUUUCUGCUCGCGUGAACCAAUUCAGGCCUGCGCAGGGUUCGCUCAAUCGUAUAAGCGCACCCAACGCUUUUGGUGGUCGACCCAAAUCGGUCCAUGAGGGUGACACAUCAUCCAUGUUUACGUCCAACUGGAAUUUUGCAUCCCUUGGAGCCAACCCAUUGCCCCCUUCCACCAGUGGCGCUAGCAGUGGCAGCACCUCGAGCGCGGCCACCGCCUCUUCCUCUGCAGGAUCACCUGGAAACAUUGGCGACCGCACCUCGUUUGGACGUCCAAAGUCGGUGGGAGGUGCAGAAUGGAUGUUGAGCCGUCCUCAGAGCGCUGCGGAUGGUCUGGAUAAGUCCUGGACUCCCCUUAUCAUGUCACCUACCAUGGGAGGAUUCCACAACGGCACCAACGGGACUGGACAUUCGUUGAACGCCGGUGGAUUCUCGAACUCGGGCUUGGCUGUUGAACGGCCAAAGUCUGUGACCGAGGCUGACCUUGCCAAGCUCAACAUCUCGCAGUGGGUUCACAACAGCAACAUCAACAAUGGGGCUAACAGCAACGCCGGAUCGCGGGCCUCGGCUCUUGAGGAGCUGAAAGCCAACAACCGACGCCGUACGUUGCUUCGCCCAAGUGCUAUCAUUUCGAACGUCCCAGUGACCGUAAUGGAGGGUGACGAGAAGCUGUUGAGCGCGAGCGCCAACACCUCGUCGAUCAACAUUGUGUCGACCAUGUUUAACGAGGCUCCCGGAGCAGGAUCAGGAUCCAGCUCCAUGACUGAUUUGAAGGCGGCAGGAACGACCACAUCUUCAGCAACUCAAGGCGGCAGCUCCAUGUUUUCUUACUCUGGAUCUCAGCCGAACUUGAACACUUUCUCCCAGCAACAACAGCAGGCUGUUCAUCAGUUAAACAAUCUUUCCCUCGACUCGGCGCACUCGGCACGUAACACUCAGCACCAACAAGCGCAGCAGCAUCACCAUCAUCAACAGCAGCAACAGCCUAGAUCGAGAGCGACGUCACCUUUCAGCUCGCCUCUUCCCUCGCCUGUCAAGUCAGGAUUCCGUUCUCGACCGGUUUCGGGUUCGACGUCUCCUCGCCUGGCUGGCCAGCACUCGUCCUGGAUGGCUGGUGGAAGCAACUGUAACAGCAGCAACAGCCAAAACAACCUGGUGUCGGACGGCAAUGCUAUGAUACCCACAGACUACAACCAGAAGAGACAUUUGUCACCCCCAUCCGUGCAGCGUGUUCAUCCCUCGUCAUCGUUGUCGCUUGACGACGAUUAUUUGAGCGAUACGAGCGAUAUCUCGAGCAUUGGCAUGAAUGGCCAUCACGGUCGUGGCGGGUCCGCCUCCAAGGAGAAGAAGCAACCUGAGGGUGUCGAUUUUGAGCUCUUGCAAGAUACCCCUGCAUGGCUGAGAUCAUUACGGCUCCACAAGUACAACAACAUCUUUGAGGGGAUGCAGUGGCGUGACAUUGUCAACCUGUCGGACGGAGACCUGAUCAACAAGGGGGUCGCGGCUCUGGGAGCUCGGCGUAAGAUGUUGAAGGUCUUUGAGCAAGUCCGUAAGGAAAUGCUCCUUCAGGGCAUGGUUAUUUAA